Molecule: messenger RNA, 947 nt
Organism: Lacerta agilis (Sand lizard)
Lineage: Eukaryota; Metazoa; Chordata; Lepidosauria; Squamata; Lacertidae
Gene: SNRPB
Product: small nuclear ribonucleoprotein polypeptides B and B1
Exons: 7
Coding region: 86-808 (240 amino acids)
Biological process (GO): mRNA splicing, via spliceosome
Cellular component (GO): U1 snRNP; catalytic step 2 spliceosome; U4/U6 x U5 tri-snRNP complex
Molecular function (GO): RNA binding
Source: RefSeq, a predicted model, not a curated record
UUGGUUCGUGAGGCGGCGGGAAGGAAGGAAGGAAGGAAGGCAGAAGGGAAGCCGCGGAGGAGGCAGGACCGACGCCACCGCCACCAUGACGGUGGGCAAGAGCAGCAAGAUGCUCCAGCACAUCGACUACCGCAUGCGCUGCAUCCUGCAGGACGGCCGCGUCUUCAUCGGCACCUUCAAGGCCUUCGACAAGCACAUGAACCUCAUCCUCUGCGACUGCGACGAGUUCAGGAAGAUCAAGCCCAAGAACUCCAAGCAGCCUGAGCGGGAAGAGAAGAGAGUCCUGGGCCUGGUGUUGCUGCGAGGAGAGAAUCUGGUCUCCAUGACAGUUGAGGGGCCACCCCCAAAAGAUACUGGCAUCGCUCGCGUGCCCCUGGCUGGAGCUGCUGGAGGACCUGGUGUCGGCAGAGCUGCUGGAAGGGGCGUCCCCGCAGGAGCUCCCAUGCCCCAGGCACCCGCAGGCUUGGCUGGCCCCGUGCGUGGUGUUGGUGGCCCAUCCCAGCAGGUGAUGACUCCUCAGAGCCGAGGGACAGUUGCUGCUGCAGCGGCUGCUGCAACGGCCAGUAUUGCAGGAGCCCCCACGCAGUAUGCGCCAGGCCGCGGAGGCCCCCCUCCACCUAUGGGCAGAGGGACCCCACCUCCAGGGAUGAUGGGGCCUCCCCCUGGAAUGAGGCCCCCCAUGGGGCCCCCGAUGGGCAUGCCACCUGGCCGAGGCUCCCCGAUGGGCAUGCCGCCUCCUGGGAUGAGGCCUCCUCCCCCUGGCAUGAGAGGUCCCCCUCCUCCUGGCAUGCGCCCACCCAGGCCCUGAGAGGUGACGCUGUGAAGGGAGCAGAAUUUGUACCUUUGGACUUGUGUCUUGAGGGAAUGGUGGGGUGGGGGGAUUGUGUGUAUGUUUUAUAUUUUGGGGGUUGUCAUGUUGCCCUUUCUAAUAAACACUGGGAAGUUUC